AAGUAGGGUUAUUGUUUAGUUUUUCCACUUUCCAACUACACAAUAAUUAGGAUCCCCCUUUGAAAUAUAUACUGUAUUGUGUAAUCAAGCAAGGAUCUAUACUAUAGACAAAUAUCUGAUUUGGGGCAAUUAAGAAUCAUUUAAGGGGAUUAAUCUUGCCAGGAAAAUGGCUGAAGAAAAUCAGCAUAAAAUAUUGGUUCCUUCAGACAAUGAUGAGAAGAAGAUUAUUCGUAGGGAAGUUGAAAAACAAAGAAGGAUGCAAAUGUCUAUUCUAUGUUCAUCACUCCGUUCUUCACUCCCUUCUGACCUCAUCAAGGGAAAGCGUUCAGUAUCAGAUCACAUAGCUGCGGCUGCAAAUUAUGUCCAGUUUUUGAAGCAAAAAACGAAUGAACUUGAAACAAAGAGGGAUAGCCUCAAAGAAAUGGCUAGUUCAAGUAUGGUUGAGAUUGGAAAUGAAUUAUCAUCAGAUCCUUCAAGAUUAGUGAAGUGUGUCAAGAUUAAUAUCAUUCAAGGUGGUGUAGAAAUUGUAAUAUGUAGUGGUUUCGAGGAUUUCAGUUCACGUUUAUCGGAUUUAUUGAAAAUAAUACUUGAAGAAGGAUGUGAUGUUGUUCAUUGUGUUACCAACCAAGUAAAUGGGAAGAUUUUUCAUACUAUUAAAUCUGAGGUAAAGGACUUGACAUGCCUUAACCUUGCUCGGCUGCAAAACAAACUGGAUCAUGCAAUCUUAUAGUCAAGGUAAUCAUGAAAAUGUUAUGAAGAGAGGAUCACUCAUGCAAUUUGUGAUAUGAUCAUCAGAUCAUGUAUUAUCUCAGCUUUGGUAAUUUACUUGUCAAUGCUUUUUGGUGUGAUUUUGUUUGUUAUAGAAAAAAUUGUGAUACUAUAAUUAGGAUUCUCUAAUUGCCUUGGUUGAUUUUAAUGUAAUUGUUAGUAUUGAUGUUUAUAUUCCUUAUUUUCUUGCCUAAUUAACCUUAUGCCUACUACUCAUAUCCACAACUUGAUUUCAGUCUAUAUGUUAUAUGAAAUGAAGCUGCUAGUUUCUUGAUUAUUAUUAUAGUUUCCUUAAGUGCAUUUUAAUUGGUUUCCUUUGUUAUGGUGAAUAAAUUGGUGAUUUGGUUUGGCCUCAUGUAUUUUUUU
Trifolium pratense (red clover) is the source of this 1134-nucleotide messenger RNA. Its product is annotated as transcription factor bHLH118-like. Gene Ontology annotation, cellular component: RNA polymerase II transcription regulator complex. The coding region runs from base 167 to 730 and encodes 187 amino acids. Gene Ontology annotation, molecular function: protein dimerization activity; RNA polymerase II transcription regulatory region sequence-specific DNA binding; DNA-binding transcription factor activity, RNA polymerase II-specific. The record is from RefSeq and is a predicted model, not a curated record. Lineage: Eukaryota; Viridiplantae; Streptophyta; Magnoliopsida; Fabales; Fabaceae. Gene Ontology annotation, biological process: regulation of transcription by RNA polymerase II. The transcript has 3 exons.